Molecule: messenger RNA, 1014 nt
Organism: Penicillium soppii
Lineage: Eukaryota; Fungi; Ascomycota; Eurotiomycetes; Eurotiales; Aspergillaceae
Product: non-structural maintenance of chromosomes element 1 family protein
Exons: 3
Coding region: 1-1014 (337 amino acids)
Biological process (GO): DNA damage tolerance; double-strand break repair via homologous recombination
Cellular component (GO): nucleus; Smc5-Smc6 complex
Molecular function (GO): ubiquitin-protein transferase activity
Source: RefSeq, a predicted model, not a curated record
AUGGCCGAUUAUGAUGAUGGAAAUCGCGCUUUCCUGCAGGCCUUCAUAGGCCGCUCGUCUAUGACCUUCCAAGAUGCGCAACCUGUCUUGGCUGCGAUUCUGUCAGUCUCUGAAGGCCAAACGGUUGAUCCCUCAGAUAUCGACCAAGAACAAUUUUACUCCUACCUGGAAGCGGCAAACAAAGCGAUUUCGCAAUUCGACCUCGAGAUCAGAAGUUCCAUACCCCAAAACCCACAAUCUACCGAGUCGGAUACCACCCCAACGAUACCAGCUCGAGUCUGGGCACUAGUCAAUACUACGAGUGAUCCUUUGACUCAGCUUGCGACAACGUACACCGCAGACGAGAUUGCAUUCCUCAAAAGGCUUCUCGACUUUAUGUUCCUCACAAAUAACACUGUCCGAAGCGAAGGGAUGUGUGCAAAACAAUUACAAGCGGUGGGACUACAUAAAGCCCCGACUGGCGGACGCCAGUCCACGAGCAACGACCCUUCCCAACCCCAGAGUGCGGCCUCACAGUCCUUGACCAUGACCCAGGCCGAAAAGGUGAUAGUUAAUCUCAUCGCAGAGGGUUGGCUCCAAAAAAGCCAGAAGGGAUACCUCACCCUAACCCCGCGAGCCUUGAUGGAGCUGCGGGGGUGGUUAGUGGCAGAGUACAACGAUGAUAAUGUCACAAGAAUCAAGAAGUGUGCCGCGUGCAAAGAGACAAUCACUGUGGGCCAACGCUGCGCCGUCCUUGAGUGCAAGGGUCGACUGCAUGAUCAUUGUAUGGCCAACUUCUUCCGCAUGAAGCAGUCAGAGACGUGCCCUGUGUGCGACGAGGAAUGGCCUGGAAAUUUCUUUGUAGGUGAGAGAGCGCUGACUGCGACCUCGAGGCCGAGCGGCGUUGCUCCGCGACGGACCCCCGUCCCUAUUCGAUCUUCAGAAGGGGCUUCGACCCAGGCGUCUCCUGCUCCACCCACUCCUCUUGAUGCAAAUCUUGAGAAUAGUGAAGCUGACAGCGGAGAGGAAGAGUGA